Exophiala spinifera is the source of this 1524-nucleotide messenger RNA. RefSeq lists its product as uncharacterized. Gene Ontology annotation, biological process: fluoride transmembrane transport. Gene Ontology annotation, molecular function: fluoride transmembrane transporter activity. Gene Ontology annotation, cellular component: membrane. The transcript has a single exon. NCBI's taxonomy places the organism in Eukaryota, Fungi, Ascomycota, Eurotiomycetes, Chaetothyriales, Herpotrichiellaceae. The record is from RefSeq and is a predicted model, not a curated record. Bases 1 to 1524 code for a protein of 507 amino acids.
AUGUCCGCAAACACAGAUAUUCCUUCCUUCUAUACGAAGGUGACUGAGGCCGAUAGGCAUGUUGGAGCAGACGAGGAGGAUGAAGAAGAAGAAGAAGAAGACGGCGAGCCUGGACUGACAGAGACAAUAAUACAACCGCCAGCUCGCAGAGAAGAUCAGCACCAUUCAUCAUGGGAAGACACGAUCCAUCGACCAACAAGACACGAACUACAAGAUGGCGAUGGACAGAACAUGGAGCUUUCAGAGAUGACUAUCCCACCGCCAGUUCGACCUGAGCAACAACGUGACUCACUCGAAGCAGCCCUGCAGAGGACGAACUCAUCGAAAAAUCAGCAAAGAAGGAGUCGAGACAGCACUGUGGGAGCAGUCAAUGCAGACGAUCGACCUUCGGACGAAGAGACGGCGGUCGACUUACCAGCGCAAGAAAAAGAUCCGGAAGACCAAGGGAAAGAUUUGCAGACACAAGCAUACAAGCCGUCGCCGUUCAUCACCGAAUUCGUCACGCUGUCGUACUUGGUCUUCUUCUCGCUAUUAGGCACCUUGGCAAGACUAGGGGUCAACGCUAUAACGUUAUAUCCAAAUACACCAGUGACCUCUCGAGUCCUGUGGGCAAACCUUGGGGGCUCACUUGUAAUGGGCUUUCUGGCCGAGGAUCGACGCCUUUUUCGACAUGAAUGGGGCUCACCAGAUCUCAAUGCCUCAGCCGCGGCACAUGGAAAGAUCAAGAAGACAAUACCUCUUUACAUCGGCCUUGCGACUGGAUUUUGUGGAAGCUUUACCUCGUUCUCUUCUUUUAUCCGUGAUUGCUUCCUGGCUUUGACCAACGACCUAGUGGGACCUUCACCUACGUCCGCUUACCACUCGGAGACCAAGAUUCACUCUAGGAAUGGUGGCUUCUCGUUCCUUGCCCUCACGGCAAUUCUGAUCCUUCACCCUGCGUUGUCUCUGGCAGGAUUAAACACCGGAGCACAGUUGGCUCUUCUUCUUCAGCCCGUGACGCCUACUAUUCCUGUCCGGCUUACACGAUAUCUCCUUGACCCGGCCGUUGUCAUCCUCGGAUUUGGUUGCUGGCUCGGUGCAGUAUUUUUGGCGAUUUGGCCACCAGGAGACCACGUGCACUGGAGAUUCCGUGCAGUGUUUCCUCUGGUCUUUGCGCCUCCAGGCUGUCUGCUCCGCUACUACGUAUCGAAACAUAUGAACGCCAUUGUUCCGUCAUUUCCACUAGGUACGUUCGUCGUCAACAUCGCUGGGACAGGCAUUCUUGGCAUGGCCUUUGAUCUGCAGCAUGCAAGCGGCGCUGGAGCGUCCAGUGCGAAUGCCUGCGCGGUGCUCCAGGGGAUCAUGGAGGGAUUCUGUGGGUGUUUAACCACUGUUAGUACGUGGGUUGCUGAGCUCAACGGUCUACGGCGCAGGCACGGAUGGGUUUAUGGUUUGACCAGCGUUGGCGUUGGCCUGGGGUUGAUGGUUAUCGUAAUGGGUAGUAUGGGAUGGACCAUUGGCUUUGAAACUCCUGUUUGUAGUUGA